Messenger RNA from Meloidogyne enterolobii, 399 nucleotides. The record is from the annotation of a GenBank genome assembly. Lineage: Eukaryota; Metazoa; Nematoda; Chromadorea; Rhabditida; Meloidogynidae.
AUGUGGGAGGAAGCAACAUGUUUACGUUUCCGUGAAAAUUUACAAGCUACAGAUGCAAUUAGAUAUGUACUUGAAAGGGGAGAUAGUUGUUUUACUGAAUAUAUUGGAAGGAAUGGUGGAUUUCAAGAUAUUAUUAUUGGCUCAGAAUGUGCAGAAGAGUAUGUAGUUGCACAUGAAACAGGUCAUGCCCUUGGAUUUUGGCAUACACAUCAAAGACCAGAUAGGGAGCGUUAUAUAAGUAUAAAUUGGAGAAAUGUUUUGGAGGAGGCAACUGCAUCUUUUAUGCCUUUCCGUUCAAUGCUUCAAGCUUUUGCUAUUAAACAGGUCUCAGGCCGGCGUUCCCCUUAUGAUUAUGGCUCAUUAAUGCACUAUCAUGCAGUUAAUUACUUUUUCAAUUAA